AAAAAUAGCUCUAAAUAUGACAUAUUGUAGGUUUCCUAUUAAAAGUUAGGUAUAAUUGAGUGUAGGAUAUUAAUUUUUUUUUAUGUAUUAAUAAUUAAAGAAUGAAAUGAUUAAUAUAUCAAACUACAUAGCUCUUUAAUACUCCUCUAAAAAAUAACAAAAUGGAAAUAAAUCUUGAACAAUUCGCGGAUCUCUUAAGCAUUUUCACCAUAGCUAUGUGCUUUAUAUUAAAAGUUCCACAAAUUUUUAAUUUAAUUUCUUUAAAGUCUGCUAAACAAAUAUCUAUUUUAGGAUUAUUAUUAGAAAUUACAAGUUAUACAGUCACGGCAAGUUAUAAUUAUGUUAAUGGUUAUUCCUUAUUAUCAUAUUUGGAAUAUCCAAUUAUACUAAUACAAGAAUAUAUCUUAAUAUUUUUGGUAUUGAUAUAUUCGAAACAAACUAAUAUAUGGAGUUUAUUGAUCACAAUUAUUUAUGUUAUAACAAGCAUUUGUUUUCUAUUGGAGAUUAUACCCAGAACUGUUCUUACAUUUGCAAUGCCUAUGUGCACACCAAUAUCUGUGUCAAGUAAAAUAAUGCAAUUAUUGGCAAUUAUCAAAGCUAAAAAUGCAGCCUCUGUUUCUCCCCUUACAUGGUUUAUAUCAGCUUUAACAAAUUCCACAAGAGUGUUUACUAUAUGGAUGGAUUCUGCUGAUUUUUUACUAUUAGGAAAUUUCAUCGUAUCUGUUUUUUUAAGUUCUAGUAUUAUGUUCUCUUCCUUGUAUUAUAGACAUUAUAAUAUAAAACAGGAUUAAAAAGAACAAUAUUAUUGUAUAUACCUCAGUAUUCUGUAUAUCUGAGUAAUAUCAAAUAAACAUCUUGAAAAUAUAA
This is a messenger RNA of Vespula pensylvanica (western yellowjacket), 867 nucleotides long. RefSeq names its product solute carrier family 66 member 3. The record is from RefSeq and is a predicted model, not a curated record. Bases 162 to 791 code for a protein of 209 amino acids. The transcript is spliced from 5 exons. Lineage: Eukaryota; Metazoa; Arthropoda; Insecta; Hymenoptera; Vespidae.